Molecule: messenger RNA, 1233 nt
Organism: Pistacia vera
Lineage: Eukaryota; Viridiplantae; Streptophyta; Magnoliopsida; Sapindales; Anacardiaceae
Product: probable polygalacturonase At3g15720
Exons: 8
Coding region: 1-1233 (410 amino acids)
Biological process (GO): carbohydrate metabolic process
Molecular function (GO): polygalacturonase activity
Source: RefSeq, a predicted model, not a curated record
AUGUCCAAGCCUGAGAGUUCUCCAUUGCAGAAAAUUUGCACUACAUUAUUGGUUUUGUCCAUGGCAUACUGCGGAUCAGGCCUUCAAAACUAUGGGACAGGACCUGGUUUUAAUUAUGUUGUUAACGUGAUGAAAAUGGGGGCCGUUGGCGAUGGCAGAAAAGAUGAUUCACAAGCUUUUUUGAGAGCUUGGGCGGCUGUUUGUGGAGCAAACAAAACCGCCCCACUUCUGCUUAUACCAGCCGGGAGAACAUUCCUUUUGAAGCCAGUAAAGUUUCAAGGUCCAUGCACAUCCUCUGCCAUUAAUUUUAAGAUUCUCGGAAAUAUUAUGGCACCUGAUAUGACAGCUUGGAAAGGUGACGAUAGGCAAAACUGGCUUGUUUUCGAAAACAUAAACUGGCUUAAAAUUGAUGGAAACGGGCAAAUUGAUGGACGAGGUGCAAGCUGGUGGCAGCAAGAAAGUGAACCUGAGAAAAGACCUGCUGCUUUGACGUUUAACAAAUGCACUAACCUCCGUCUGAAUCAAUUGAAACACAUCAACAGCCCAAGGAACCAUAUUACUGUUACUGGUUGCAGGAAUGUAGUCAUUUCUCAUCUAAAUAUUACUGCUCCUGGUUCAAGUCCCAACACCGAUGGCAUCGAUAUCGGCCAGACCAGGAAUGUUUAUAUCCACGAUUGUAACAUUGAAACUGGUGAUGACUGUAUUGCCAUUGGUACUGAGUCCUUCAACUUCAAAAUUAGUCAUGUGACAUGUGGACCAGGUCACGGCAUAAGUAUUGGAAGUUUGGGAGCAAAUGGAGCUAUGGCUAGAGUUAAAAAUAUAAACGUCAGCGACUGUAGCUUCAAAGGGAGUACAAAUGGAGCAAGGAUUAAAACAUGGCAGGGAGGAUCUGGAUUUGCCAAGGAGAUUUACUUUCAGAGAAUUCAUCUUGAUGCAGUUGCCAACCCUAUUAUCAUAGACCAAUAUUAUUGUCCAGUUCCUGGAAACUGCCCAAAUCAGACAUCAGCUGUUAAAGUGAGCGAUGUUUUCUACAAUAAUUUCGAAGGGACUUCAAGCUCGGAGAAAGCAAUUAUAUUGAAUUGCAGCCAGAGUAUUGGUUGUGACAAUCUUAGACUUACAGACAUUUUCAUAAAAAGUUCUGUUCAGGGGGCAGGCUGCCAAUCCUCAUGCCUCAAUGCUCAAGCAACAGUUAGUAAUUCAGUUCCUGCCGUAAAGUGUUUAAAACGUAAAUAG